Scomber japonicus (chub mackerel) is the source of this 1047-nucleotide messenger RNA. RefSeq names its product probable G-protein coupled receptor 132. The record is from RefSeq and is a predicted model, not a curated record. Gene Ontology annotation, molecular function: G protein-coupled receptor activity. Lineage: Eukaryota; Metazoa; Chordata; Actinopteri; Scombriformes; Scombridae. The transcript has a single exon. Gene Ontology annotation, cellular component: membrane. The coding region runs from base 1 to 1047 and encodes 348 amino acids. Gene Ontology annotation, biological process: negative regulation of G2/M transition of mitotic cell cycle; G protein-coupled receptor signaling pathway; G1/S transition of mitotic cell cycle.
AUGCACCUGGCGGUGACGGAGCUCGUGGUUCCGACCAAUCAGAGCCAGGCGGCGUGCGAGCUGCCGUACCAAGAUGGCCGCCUGCCGCUGCUGGUCCUGUACGGCGGCGUGCUGGCCGUGGGGUUUCCCGCCAACCUGCUGACGCUGCGUCUCACCUGGCUGCAGGUGCGGCGCCGCAGCGUGCUGGCGGUCUACCUGCUGGCGCUGUCGCUGUGUGACCUCAGCUACCUCAGCACGCUGCCGCUGUGGGCGCGCUACGUGCACGCCGGCCGCGUCUGGCCCUUUAGCUCCGCCUCCUGCCGGCUGACCGGCUUCCUGUUCUUCACCAACAUGUACGUGAGCAUCUUCCUGCUGGUGUGCGUGUCAUGUGACCGCUACGUGGCCGUCGUCUACAGUCUGGAGUCCCGCGGUCUGCGGCGCCGGCGCCAUGCUGCCGGCGUGACGCUGGCGGUGCUGCUGGCGGUGAGCGUGGGCCACGCGCCCGUGUUCUCCAUGCGGGAGGGCGAGGGCGGCGAGGGCGAGCGCCGCUGCUUCGAGCCGGGACGCAGCGCCACGGUAACGGGCUUCUACUACGCCCGCUUCCUGCUGGGCUUCCUGCUGCCGCUGCUGUUGCUCGUGGCGACCAACCGCGGCGUGCUGGCCGGCGUGCGGCGCAGCACCGGCCUGCGGCGCCAGCAGAAGGAGCGCGUGCGGCGGCUGGCGUUCGCCGUGGUGAUGCUGUUCCUGGUCUGCUUCGCCCCGUACCACCUGGUGCUGCUGCUGCGCGCUCUGCUCCACGGCGCCCCCUCGCUGCACGGCUGCACGCUGCAGCGCCGCCUCGACGCCGCGUACACCGCCUCGCUCGCCCUCAGCACCGUCAACAGCGCCGCCAACCCGCUGCUCUACGUGCUGAGCGGGCAGCUGAGGGGGGGCGCCUCCCGCCUCUGGACCCGCCUCAGACCCAAACACAACCAGAACCAGGAUCAGAACCAGAGCCAGAGCCAGAGCCAGAACCAGAACAGGAAGUCGUCUCCGGACUCGCGUCCAGGGAAACCGCCGGGCAGCUGA